AUGGAGGCUGUGGGCAUCCUCCUUGAAAGGAACCCGGUGAACCGGAGAUUAGAAGAGGGAAUUGUCGGCAAUCAUUUUGCGUACUGCCUGAGCAGACUGGGAGCUUCAACGGAGACAUCGAAAAGAAGACGCCCGGAUCCAGGACAACUGUUCAACAACAGGAAGAGACAUCACCAAGACGUGGCUUAUGAGGAACAAAGGGAAUUUAAGGAAAGACGAUUGCAGUGGGAGGAGUCAGACGUGGAAUUGGGCAGAAAAGUUAACCAGCGGGUUGUCCUGUGA
This is a messenger RNA of Protopolystoma xenopodis, 282 nucleotides long. The record is from the annotation of a GenBank genome assembly. Lineage: Eukaryota; Metazoa; Platyhelminthes; Monogenea; Polystomatidea; Polystomatidae.